AUGACUGGAUUCACAAACGGUAGCAUGAAUGGACAUACUCAAGUCAAUGGACAUACUCGAGUGAAUGGAGCCGGUGGCAAAAACCAUGCCUCGAGCCAGGAUUCUCAUGGAGAGUUGCACAGCAGCAGCACUCCCUACAUCCAAGAGCCCGUGGCCGUGGUAAGCAUGGCCUGCAGACUGCCAGACGCAUGUCAUACCCCGCGAGCCUUCUGGCAAUUCCUCGAGGAGGGGCGAAUUGCAAUCAACACGCCUCCAGGGACUCGGUACUCGCUCAACACCCACUAUGAUGGCUCCCUGAAGCCGCAGACGAUGGCAUCCCCUGGUGGGAUGUUCCUGCAGGAUGUUGACCCGCGGGAUAUCGAUGCCCAAUUCUUUCACCUCUCCGGCAUAGAGGCAACCUCUAUGGACCCGCAGCAACGGCAGCUGCUCGAGGUUGUCUACGAGGGUCUCGAGAACGCGGGCGUCACUCUGGAGCAACUCGACGGGGCGUCUGUAGGCUGCUUCGUCAGCUCGUUCGCCAGUGAUUAUGGCGACAUGCAGGCGCGCGACCCGGAGAAUCGUGCUUCCGCAACAGUAGUUGGGGUUGGUAGAGCCAUGCUCAGCAAUCGCCUCAGUCACUUUCUCAAUAUCAAAGGGCCAAGUAUGACCAUCGACACUGCCUGCUCCGGUUCUCUGAUCGGGAUCGACCUCGCGAUGAGAUAUCUCCAGUCCAAGGAAAUAAACUCGGCAAUAGUGGCUGGUGCCAAUCUGUACUGCAGCCCGGAGCAUGUCAUGGAUCAUUACAUGGGUGCAAACGGUGCCGCGUCGUUAUCCGGGCGGUGCCACACGUUCGACUCCAAAGCAGACGGGUAUAUCAAGGCCGAGGCAGUGAAUAUGGUGUAUCUCAAGCGCCUGAGCGAUGCCAUCAACGACAAAGAUCCGAUCCGGGCCGUCAUUCGUGGAACUGCCACUAACAGCGACGGCUGGACAGCUGGCAUCGCGAGCCCCAACCCCGAAGCACAGUCGGCUGCUAUCCGACAGGCUUAUCAGAACGCUGGCAUAACUGACCUCUCGCUGACGAGCUACGUGGAAUUCCACGGCACCGGGACAAGAGCGGGUGAUUCCCUAGAGGCGAACGGCGUUGCUACCGUCUUCACGCCGUUUCAAUCACCCGACCGGCCCUUGCGAAUCGGCUCGGUGAAAAGCAAUAUUGGUCACUCGGAGCCAGCGGCCGGUCUAUCCGGACUGCUAAAGACAGUCCUCAGCUUGGAGCACGGCGUCAUCCCUGGGAAUCCGACCUUUAUUGAUCCUAGCCCAAAGAUUGAUUUCGCCGCAUUGCGUUUAUAUACCUCGCGGACAGCCACUACCUGGCCAAAGGUCCCCUUUCGGAGAGCCAGCAUUAACUCGUUCGGAUAUGGGGGCUCGAAUGCUCAUGUCAUCGUUGACGAGGCUAAGGGCCUCGGCCACCAUCACGUCUCUUCUUAUGUAAACGAAGAGACGGAUGAUCUAUUCGCAGAAGAAACCGCGACGCGCCCCUAUCUCCUAGUCUUUUCGGCAAACGAUGAAAAGGCGCUGGACGCCCAAGCCGCUGCAUUAGAUCGUCACCUAUCCGAUCCGGCUGUCAAGGUCGCUCUUCGCGAUCUUGCAUAUACUUUGAGCGAACGGAGAUCUCGCCACUAUCACCGCGCCUUUGCGGUCACGAGCAGCACCACCAUCGACCUUCCCACCAUGAAUCGAGGGCAUAUAUCCGGCCAGAAGCCAAGGGUUGGGUUCGUCUUUACAGGGCAAGGCGCCCAAUGGCCUACAAUGGGGAGAGCGCUGGUUGAAACGUUUCCCCUAGCCGAGCGUACUAUCCAGCACUUGGAUAGAGUCCUACAAGGCGCCCAUGAUCCGCCGUCAUGGUCACUCUACAAGGAGUUGACGGCUGAUGGCGCCCAGAUCCAACGUCCGGAACUAUCUCAGCCGCUAGUAACGGCACUUCAGCUGGCACUGCUGGAUGUAAUCCAGGAUUCCGGUGUGGUCCCCAACGCGGUGGUCGGACAUUCGUCUGGAGAGAUUGCGGCUGCUGUCGCUGCAGGCCAGAUCACCCCCGAGCAGGCUAUCCUGAUAGCGUAUUAUCGGGGCAAGGCUACAUCGGAGGCCAUUUACAUGGAGCCUGUCGGAAUGAUGGCUGUCGGUCUUGGACCCGACCAGGUCCUACCGUACUUGGAGGGCACGACUGUUGAGGUUGCCUGCAUUAACAGCCCGCAGAGUGUCACCCUCUCCGGUACAAAGGCAGAACUUGUCCCAAUUGAAGAACGUGUUAAAGGUGACGGACACUUUGCACGACUACUUCGCGUGGAUGCGGCGUAUCAUUCCCGCCAUAUGAAGUCCGUCGCUGGGCGAUAUGAGGAUCUGUUGAGGCAUCAUGUCGAGUGGCCAGAGGACGAUAAUAAAGAGAAGCACUCACUCAUGGUGUCGUCAACCAUGGGCACAGCCCUUACAAGCCCACCAGGGCCUGCCUACUGGGUCGCCAACAUGGUUUCGCCUGUGCUCUUCGGUCAGGCCGCACAUGAGCUGGUAACGGGACCAGAGGCUGUGGAUUGCCUCAUUGAGAUUGGGCCAAGUGACGCACUAUCUGGACCGAUAAACCAGAUCAAAAAGGCCGCCUCGUCCUCCGCGGUGUAUGGCUCGGCCUGGAAGCGCGGGCCUGAUGCUGUCGCGACCUUGCUACAUGCAGCCGGGACCUUGUUCACCAUAGGCUACCCCAUCUCCCUACCAGCAUUCAACAACGAUGUAGGCGACGCUCCCCCGGUGUUUGUGUCGGAUCUGCCCAACUACCAGUGGAAUCACUCUGUCAAGUAUUGGCACGAAAGUGAAUCGAGUCACGACUGGCGCUUCCGCAAAUUCCCCUAUCAUGACCUCCUUGGCAGCAAGAUCCUCGGCAGCCCAUGGACAAAUCCGACAUGGAAGAACGUGCUGCGGCUCAGCGAUACGACUUGGCUACGUGACCAUCUCCUCGGAGACAGUGUCAUCUUCCCUGCGGCGGGCUACAUCGCCAUGGCCAUCGAAGCCAUCUACCAGAAGACGUAUGCAACGGGGCAGAUUCCGGAGGGGACGGCCAUCUCCGAACUCCCUUUCAAACUGCGCAAUGUGACAUUCCCCCGGAUGCUCACCCUGGACGCAAAUGGCGGUACCAAGAUCCUGUUGUCUUUACAGCCGUGCUCCAGCACCAAGGAGUCAUGGCACGAGUUCACGGUCAGCACGAUCACCAAGGAUGGCUCCAUUGAAGAACACUGCCGGGGACUUGUGAGCGUUGCUAAGCAGAGCCUUCCCCGGCCACCGGUCAAUGCGUCCGACAUUGCACCUCUGCAACAUCCGGUCCCAGGCGCGGUAUGGUACAAGGCCAUGCGCCGGGUUGGAUACCACUUCGGCCCUGCCUUCCAGCCCUGUCAGCAGGUCGAGGCCAAGGCAGACUCGCGUCAGUGCCGGGCGUUGGUGCGACUGCAGGCCCCCGAGUCUCGCUAUCCGCAGAGCCAAUAUGCAAUGCACCCCGCCGCCAUCGAUGGCUGCUUACAGAUUGCCACUGUCGCCCUCAACCGGGGUCAUCAUUCCGCCAUCAACACCCUUAUGCCCCCUGCCCUCAUUGAUGACUUGGUCAUAUUUCCGCACAAGGUCGCAUCUAGCGAUGACAGCGCGGUUGUAGCCUCCGAGGCUGUAUGGAGCGGUGUUGGCCGCCCAGAUGACAAUAAACGCUAUGUUAGUGACAUCAGGACGAUUGCGCAGGGAAGCAAUGAGCUCGUGUUUCAUCUCGAAGGUUUGCGCUACCACGCUAUAAAUGCGAGCGUCGACCGGCCGCAUGCAUUCACGGAGAUUGUUUGGAACCCAGACAUUGACUUCCUCACCUCCGCCCAGACGGCGCAUAUUUUGCAGACGACGGUGCCCCCAGGUAACGGCGAUGGUGAGGGCGAUGGAGAUGCCGCUGCAGCCGUGACACAGAUGGCCAAGCUGCUGUCACUGAUAGCCCACAAAAGGCCGUCGGCAAAAGUGCUGGAGGUGGCGGCCCGCGACGGCCCCGCAGCUGGCGAGUCCCUGUACCUUGACCAUAUCCGCGCUGGGGCGGGUCCUAUUGCCCAGGGGUGUAGCUACCGCUUCCUGGCUCCAUCGCAACAAGCCGGACUGGUGGCCCAUGAGAAAUAUGCGGCUGAACCAGGUGUUGCUGUGCAGGUAGUGGAUGCAGAGCACGGGCCUUUUGAUGAUCUCGAUGAGAAGUAUGACUUAAUUAUCCUGAAGGUUGACGAAGGGGAGCGAGAACUUGACCAAACCAUCCAGCGGGCACAAGAUGGCCUGACAGUGAAUGGAUAUUUGGUUGCGGUGAGGGUAGUACUCCCGUUCCUGAAUGGUGACGCUUCCAGCUCGACCGGGCUCGAUACUGUUCAUGAUAUCCACACCUCAGGAGGUGGCAUCCUCAGUCUGCUUCACGUUGGAAACCCGAAGGAGAAAAGCACAGAGACGGACUUGCACCACAGUGAGAGAGAAAACGUGCACUUGCUCCAUUUUGGCACUCCAAUUCCCUCCACAGAUGCAGUUCAGAAUGCGCUCCACAAGAAGGGAUGGGCUCUAUCGGAGCACAGUCUACCAUUCGACGAGGUUCCAUCUGCGAGCACAGUCCUGAUAAUAGAUGAGAUGGAUCGCCCGAUUCUUUCCGCUUUAGCAGAUGAACAGUUUACUGCGCUGCGAGGGCUGCUGGAGAAGCAAUGCCGAGUGGUGUGGGUGACUAGGGGGUCUCAGAUGCAGGUUACCCAUCCAGAGCAAGGCCUCAUGUUUGGCGUUGCACGCUCUCUUCGGGCGGAAUACCCAUCCAACCUGCUCUUGUGCCUGGAUAUCGAGUCUACGACCAGUACCGGCAGCCUUGAGGCGAUUGAUACGGCUCUUCGCCAUAUCAUAUCUGUCGCGAGCCUCGAGAAGACUGACAGCGAGUUCGUAGAGCGCGAUGGGAUGUACCAUGUCAGUAGGGUGGUUGCGGAUGCCGUGCUCAAUCAGGCCCAGAAAGAGAGUGAGGAAGCAGAGGCAGGAGGAGGACCACCUGUUCGUGAGGACAUCAUCCACAACCACAAGUCCAUCAUUCGGUUGGUCAGCGAAAGGCCUGGGACAUUGGAUACUCUGGUAUACAGGGAACUCCCUGAUCUGCCAAAGCUCGCAGAGGACGAAGUCGAGGUCGAAGUCCACGCUGCAGGGAUGAACUUCAAGGACCUGGCCAACGCGAUGGGAUUCGUUCCGGCCAACGAGCACUUGUUCGGCUUAGAGUGUACAGGAAUAGUCACCGCCAUUGGGGACGCUGUGCCCACUGUUAAACCCGGGGAUCGAGUGCUCAUGGUCCGACGAGAUGGAGGCUGUUUCGCCAACAGGGUGAGAAACCGCUGGCAUGCGGUUCAUCCUUUGCCCGACUGGCUCUCGUUGGAAGCCGGCACGACCCUCGGAAUUGCCGUGCACACAGCCGUCUACGGCCUGGUCACGUUGGCCAACCUUCAAAAAGGACAGUCUGUCUUGAUCCAUUCCGCUUCGGGGGGAGUCGGCCUGGCUGCCAUCGAGCUGUGCCACUAUCUCGGGGCAGAAAUCUUUGUGACGGUGGGCACGGAUGCGAAACGGGACUUCCUGGCGGAGCAGUACGGGGUGCGGCGAGACCGCAUGUUCUCUUCACGCAGCACGGCCUUUGCUAAAGAACUGAUGCGGGCGACCAACGGCCGCGGGGUCGAUGUCUGUCUCAACUCGCUGACCGGCGACAUGCUGCACGAGAGCUGGAGAUGUAUCGCCGAGAACGGCACUCUCGUCGAGAUCGGAAAGAAGGACAUGCUCGACCGAAACAGCCUCUCCAUGGAGCCGUUCGACCGCAACUGCUCCUACCGUGCCCUGGAUCUCUCGCGAAAGAGCAUCAGCGAUGAGACCACCUACCAGACGGGAGUCUACAUCAUGGACCUGGUGAGGCAACGCCAUAUUAAACCGCUGCACAUCGGCGCCACUUUCCCCUUUACCGAGACUGUGGACGCGUUCAGGUACAUGCAGCGAGGGAAGCACAUUGGCAAGGUAGUCCUCUCCUUUGAGCAGAGCAAGACCGUACCCCUACCCUUCCGGCCCGCAGGACCUGCCUUCCACCUGCGCUCAGACGGCUCAUACCUCAUAGCCGGUGGACUCAAGGGUCUCUGCGGAAGCAUCGCAGUCUACCUGGCGCGGCAUGGAGCCAAAAACCUGGUUGUCAUCUGUCGCAGUGGGUACGAGGACGCGCGGUCGCAGAAGAUCAUCUACGACUGCCAAUGCCUGGGAUGCCAUGUCGAUCAGGUAACGGGGGAUAUCACGUCCCUGGACGACGUCCGUCGUGCCUUUGCCGCCGCCUCGUUGCCCAUCAUCGGGGUGAUUCAAGGUGCAAUGGUCCUGCGUGACCGCAUGUUCUCGACCAUGACGCCUGACGAGUUCCGACAGCCCAUCGCAGUCAAAGUUGCUGGGACUUGGAACCUGCAUCAGGCGUCGCUCGAGCAAUCGACCCCCCUGGAUUUCUUCACCCUCCUCUCCAGCGUGAGCGGUUUGGUAGGGCAGCUCGGCCAGGCCAACUAUGCCGCAGGCAACACCUUCCUCGACUCCUUCGCCGCGUACCGGCUGCAGCAGGGGCUGCCUGCCUGCUCGAUCAAUCUCGGUCCCAUCGACGAUGUCGGCUACCUCGCCCACGACGACCAAGGUGCGAUGCUCAAUCGCGUCUUCGAAACUCGCGGCUGGACACCCAUCCACGAGGCGCUGCUGCACCAAAUCCUACGCAUCAGUAUCCUCCAGCAGACGCACCGUCUCAACCCAUCCCACACCGGACAACUCGUCACCGCGAUCGUGCCCGGCGAGACUCCCUUCGAGCCUGUUCACCGCUUCAGCGCCCUAGCCGGUCGUGACGCAGCCAAGGCCAGCGGGGGCGUCGACGCCGAAGCGAAAUCCAAGCUGACGCUCCUGAAGAAGGGCUCAUCGGGAGACACAGACCAUGCGAUUCUCCUCGCUGCCGCCGUGGAGCUCGUGAACCCAGUCUUGAUGCGCAGCUUGGGUGUUGGGGAGCCGUUGGACCCUACGCGCCCGCUGAGCAAUUAUGGAGUUGACUCGCUGGUGGCGGUGGAGUUGAGGAAUUGGGUCCGCCAGCAGUUGGAGAUUGAGGUUAGUGCGUUGGACAUUGUGGGAGCUAGGACUCUGACGGCAUUGUGCGAGACGCUUCUGAGCAAGUUGGCGCGGUAG
Molecule: messenger RNA, 7221 nt
Organism: Aspergillus terreus NIH2624
Lineage: Eukaryota; Fungi; Ascomycota; Eurotiomycetes; Eurotiales; Aspergillaceae
Gene: fma-PKS
Product: polyketide synthase fmaB
Exons: 4
Coding region: 1-7221 (2406 amino acids)
Biological process (GO): secondary metabolite biosynthetic process; fatty acid biosynthetic process
Molecular function (GO): fatty acid synthase activity; phosphopantetheine binding; oxidoreductase activity
Source: RefSeq, a predicted model, not a curated record